Messenger RNA from Cajanus cajan (pigeon pea), 6147 nucleotides. NCBI's taxonomy places the organism in Eukaryota, Viridiplantae, Streptophyta, Magnoliopsida, Fabales, Fabaceae. The record is from RefSeq and is a predicted model, not a curated record.
CUUAGCCAAUGUCCAUUCCAUUACAUGUCACAUUUAUUUCCUGUCAAUAUCGCUUCAAUUUCUAUGGUGUCUGACCUAUCUCACCCCAAGAUAUGUUGUGUACUUUAUGCAUAUUAUAAUUUUAUUUUCAUACCCAAAAUAAAGAUGUGCUAAUAAUGGCAGCGGGGAGAACUUGCCUUUUAUUAGGAAUUUUGUUGAGCACAAUAAUGCGGGGAAUUAAUUCUAUUUUUAAUUGGGUCUUUGUCAUUGAGGGUUUCUGGGUCACAGUAAGUAGAUGUUAAGGUCUAGGUUUCGAAAACCUUGAUGGGUCUGUGUUGUUUUGUAUAAGCUUUAAGGUUGAAGCUUUUUCGUGUUGCUUUUGACGAAAUUAUUGCUGUUCCGGAUUUUACGUCUCGUACUCUCGUGGGAACUUAGAUCAUUUGAUUCCUAAAGAAAGUGUGGUUUUGGGGUUGGGGGGGAUGAAUUUACACACUGCGUGACAAUUGUCAGAUUUGAUUUUAAUGCAGUUGUCCAUUUUUAAUUAACAGAAAUUCACCUAUUUUAAUGUUUAUCACUGGUUGAAUUUAUUUGACCAAAAAAAUUUACUCUAGCAAAACGAUGUUUCAUUUUAGACUUCAAUGUUUAAAAUUAGAAUCAAAUCAUUUGUCCCCUUUGGCUGUAAACUUUCUUCUCCAACAAUUAAAAAUAAACAUCUCUACAAUAAAAAAUAAAAAAUAAUAAUAAUAACCUGAAGAGACAAUUCUUGUAUUUAAAAGAAAUAUAUUUUUAAUGAGACGUCAUUUUUCAACUAGAGGGACUAGCAUGAAGAUAAGUGAUUUCCAUUUGUUAAAAUUUUCUUAAGCCUUACCCAAGAGUCAUAUAUUUUUUUUUUAGUACAUAUCCAAGAGUCACAGUUCAAGUGCUUCUAAGUCUAUUUUGGGAACUAUUUCAUACUCAGAGAAUCUCACCCAGGUGGUUUUGCAUGAAUUCAAUGAAUUGUACCCUAUCUUCUUCUCCAUAAACCAGUGGUUAGAUGGGAGUCAACAAUCAUAGGAAGCAUAUUGUAUGGUAUUGCCAAUUUUAAAAUAGUAUCAUGGAAGUACUUCCUUGUUCUGGUGUUCAGUAUGCUGGGGGAUCUGAUUGCUCACAGCCAUGUUCAGGAACAACUUUUGUAAACCAGGGUGAACCUAAUUUCCCUGAAAGUACUGAUCAGGCUAAAUUGGAGGAUGAUCGAUUGAAUGAUUCAUUAAAAUUGGAAGGGGCUCAGAUAGAAGGACAAGAUCAAAUGCAACAGACAGUUUGUGAACUCUUGACUAAUAUAGAUUGUCAAUGUGGUGGAGCUUCAUGUUGUGACUGUCAAGUGGAGGGCCAGAAGGAAUUCUAUAGUUUUCAUGAUGUUGAAGAUGAUGAAAUAAAUGAACCCUGCUUAGCCUUUGAAAACUCUGUCUCUAUUGUUGAUACAAUUGAAAGUGAAUUACCAAAUGAUAUUAGUGAAGUAGAGUUGUUAUUUUCUGAACCCACUUGGCUGAAGGGGGAUGCGCCUGUGGCAUUGUGGGUCAAGUGGAGAGGGAACUGGCAGGCUGGUAUUAAAUGUGCAAGGGCUGACUGGCCAUUAUCAACUUUAAAAGCAAAACCAACUCAUGGCCGGAAGAAAUAUUAUGUCAUAUUUUUUCCUCACACAAGGAACUAUUCUUGGGCUGAUAUGCUGCUUGUUCGUUCAAUUUAUGAGUUUCCCCAGCCUAUUGCAUACAAAACUCACGAAGCAGGACUGAAAAUGGUAAAAGACUUGACUGUUGCAAGACGGUUUAUAAUGCAAAAGCUAGCCAUUGGUGUAAUUAGCAUUGUUGAUCAGCUUCAUCCUAAUGCCUUGCUAGAAACUGCUCGUGAUGUGAUGGUUUGGAAGGAAUUGGCUAUGGAGACUUCUCGUUGUAACAGUUAUUCAGAUUUUGGAAGAAUGCUUCUAAAGCUACAAAAUAGCAUAGUAAAGCACUACACAAAUGCUGAUUGGAUGCAACAUUCAUCUUACUCUUGGGCUGCACGAUGCCAGAAUGCAAAUAGUGCCGAAUCUAUAGAGCUACUGAAGGAGGAAUUGUUUGAUUCUAUUUUAUGGAAGGAUGUCAACACUCUCUGGGAUACACCGGUGCAAUCAACAUUAGGUUGUGAAUGGAAAACCUGGAAGCAUGAUGUGAUGAAAUGGUUUUCGACAUCACCUUCCUUUUCUAGCAGUGAGGAUAUGCAGCAAUUGACAUUUGAUGGGUUGUACCAAGUAAGCCUUCAGGUUGGUAGAAAAAGGCCCAAACUUGAAGUUCGUCGGGCAGAGACACAUUCUUCACUGGUGGAAACCAACUGUUCAGAUCACCCAAUUACUCUUGAAACUGACCCAGGUUUCUAUAGAAAUAAGGACAUUUCGAGUACAGUAUCAGUUGAGACUUCUACACACAAAUAUGUUAGGGAGGUACCUGUGGCAACUGAUUUACCUAGUAAUUUGACCAAUAAAUGGAAAGAAAUUGUAGUUGAUGCUGCUGAUUCCAAUAUGUUGCAUUGCAGUGGAAUGGAAUCAACACAUAUGAAUGAAAUGGUUGGUAAAAAAAUUGUAGAACCUGAUACUAAGAAUCGACAAUGUGUAGCUUAUAUUGAAGCCAAGGGAAGACAGUGUGUGAGAUGGGCAAAUGAUGGUGAGGUAUACUGCUGUGCGCAUUUGUCAUCUCGUCUUUCGGGCAGCUCAGUAAAAGCUGAAAAACCUGUUUCAGUUGAUACUCCAAUGUGUGGAGGUACAACUGUUCAUCAUACUAAAUGUAAGCAUCAUGCCCUUCCUGGCUCUUCAUUCUGUAAGAAACACCGUCCCCGUGCUGAAACAGAUGAGACCUCAAAUUUAACCAAUAGUAUGCUGAAGAGAAAACUUGAAGAAAAACAAAUUGGUUCAGAAGUCUUGAUCAGCAAAGACAUGGUAUUGAUAAAUGCUGAAAGUUCAUUUCAAGUAGAACCGGUGCCAGCCAUUGAUGGUGAUUCCUUCGUUGAAAGAAGCAACUUAGAUGAGAGGCCCAUCCUUUCUGGAAAUGAUCAGAUUGCAAUGGAGGCACUUCGCUGUAUAGGCUCUCCUCCUUAUGAUAACAAGGACCCUUGUUUGGAGGCACCAAACCGAUAUUUCUUAUAUUGUGAAAAACACCUUCCAAGCUGGCUUAGACGUGCAAGAAAUGGAAAGAGUAGGAUAAUAUCAAAAGAAGUGUUCACAAAACUUUUAAGGGACUGCUGCUCAUGGAAGCAAAAGGUGCACCUGCAUAAAGCAUGUGAGCUUUUUUACAGGCUAUUGAAAAGCAUUCUGUCACAAAAAAGCCCAGUUUCUAAGGAAGUUCAGUUCCUGCAGGCUCUAACUGAAGCCUCAAAAGAUACUAGUGUUGGAGAAUUCUUUACAAAGUUGGUUCGUAGUGAAAAGCAGAGAAUCAAAUUGAUUUGGGAAUUUGACGAUGAAAUAAAUGUAUCCUCACUUGUGGAAGGACCACCUCUCAUUCCAUCCACAGAUAAUGACAGCUAUGAUAAUGAAAAUGCCAUUAAGUGUAAGAUUUGCUAUGCAAAAUUUCUUGAUGACCAAACUCUUGGCAACCAUUGGAUGGACAACCAUAAGAAGGAAGCACAGUGGCUGUUCAGAGGUUAUGCGUGUGCCAUUUGUCUGGAUUCUUUUACAAACAAGAAACUAUUGGAAAUCCAUGUUCAGGAGAGACACCAUGUGCAGUUUGUUGAACAGUGCUUGCUUCUCCAAUGUAUUCCCUGUGGUAGUCAUUUUGGAAAUAUGGAGCAGUUGUGGCUGCAUGUUCUAUCAGUUCACCCUGCAGAAUUCAAGCCAUCUAAAGCUCCUGAGCAGCAAACUUUGCCUACUUGUGAGGACUCUCCAGAAAAAAUUGAGCAGGGAAAUUCAGCUUCUGUGGAGAAUAAUUCUGACAAUCUAGGUGGUUUGCGGAGGUUUGUUUGUCGGUUUUGUGGGUUAAAAUUUAAUUUACUACCUGACCUGGGUCGCCAUCAUCAAGCUUCUCAUAUGGGGCGCAAACUAGUUAGCAGCUGCUCUACAAAAAGGGGAGUUCGUCAUUAUACACAUAGAUUAAAAUCUGGCAGACUUAGCCGACCUAGAUUUAAAAAUGGUUAUGCAGCAGCAGCAGUUAAGAUCAGGAAUAGAGCUAAUGCUAAUUUAAAGAGAAACAUUCAGGAAACAAAAUCACUUGACAUGGUGGAAACAACCAUAAAAGAUCAUGUAACUGAGACAGCAAAUGUUGGGAAGUUGGCAGAAUAUCAAUGCUCGGCAGUUGCAAAGAUUUUAUUUUCCGAGAUUCAGAAGACUAAACCCCGGCCUAACAAUCUUGAUAUCUUAUCCAUUGGUCGUUCUGCAUGCUGCAAAGUCAGUCUUAAAGCCUCACUAGAGGAGAAAUAUGGAAUUUUGCCUGAAAGGCUCUAUUUGAAGGCAGCAAAACUUUGCAGCGACAAUAACAUUCUGGUGAAUUGGCACCAGGAUGGGUUCAUUUGUCCUAGGGGUUGUAAGGUUUUGAAAGACCAAAGGCAUCUCUCUCCCUUAGCAUCUCUUUCUAAUGGUUUCCUAAAGCCGAAUUCUGUAAUUUUAUCAGAUCCUGCUAGUGACGAGUUGGAGGUGGAUGAGUUUCACUACAUCAUUGAUUCAUACCAUUUAAAAGUAGGAUCCUUAGAAAAGGCCACAGUCUUGUGUGAGGACAUAAGCUUUGGGAAGGAACCAAUUCCUGUGAUUUGUGUUGUCGAUCAAGAUAUUAUAAACUCUCUUAGGCAUGGGUCCAAUGAGGAAGACAUAAAUCUCUCUAUGCCAUGGGAGAGCUUUACCUAUGUUACGAAGCCAAUGCUUGAUCAAUCACUUGGUCUUGAUUCUGAGCAGAGUCUGCAACUGAGAUGUGCUUGCUCAUUUUCUGCCUGCUAUCCUGAAACAUGUGAUCACGUCUACCUUUUUGACAAUGACUAUGAUGAUGCAAAAGACAUAUUUGGGAAACCAAUGCGUGGAAGGUUCCCAUAUGACGAGAAUGGUCGAAUGAUAUUGGAGGAAGGUUACCUUGUGUAUGAAUGUAACCAGAUGUGCAAAUGCUAUAAAACCUGUCCAAACAGAAUAUUGCAGAAUGGAAUACGAGUUAAAUUGGAAGUCUUUAAAACAGAGAAGAAGGGAUGGGCAGUAAGGGCUGGUGAGGCUAUCCUUCGUGGCACAUUUGUGUGCGAGUACGUUGGAGAGGUUUUAGAUAGGCAAGAGGCACACAACCGGCGCAAAAGAUACGGCAAUGAACACUGCAGUUAUUUCUAUGACAUUGAUGAUCAUGUGAAUGAUAUGAGCAGAUUGAUUGAAGGACAGGCUCAUUAUGUCAUUGAUUCUUCUAAAUUUGGAAAUGUCUCGAGGUUCAUCAAUAACAGCUGCUCGCCUAAUCUUGUGUGUUAUCAAGUUCUUGUGGAGAGCAUGGAUUGUGAGCGUGCACAUAUUGGUCUCUAUGCAAAUCGAGAUAUUGCUUUGGGUGAAGAAUUGACAUAUAAUUAUCAUUAUGAGUUUCUGCCUGGAGAGGGAUCUCCUUGCCUUUGUGGUUCUGCGAAGUGCCGGGGACGCCUGUACUAGAACGACAACAACAUCCAUUUAGUUUUUUCCAGAUAGCCCAAUUUGGGUAGUUAAAUGAUUCACUCAACAUUUCAACAUUACAAUGUGGAAAUCAUGCCUGCCUAGCUUUGAAGGGUUACAAUACUCUUGACGUCUCUUAACAUACGAGACAAGUUAAGGCAUCUAUAUGAAGCCAGGUAUUAAUUUACAGCUGUCUAUACCAAACAUGGUCGUAUUCAAGUGAUUAGGAUUCUUUGCUGUGUAAAAUUUCUCUCUCUCUAUCUCUCUCUCUCUCAGUUUUGUAGCUUUGUUCACUUUUGUUUUCUUUUCUCUUUAUUCUCUAAUUUUCUCCUCGCCUCACCAAAUGAAAUCCAAAAGCAAGGAAGAGACAUGUCUGAAGUUAAUGCUGUCUGGAUUAACUUUCGCUUUGUGUCAAUAUCAUUGAUAGUGUUGCAGAAAUGUAAAUAAGUCUAAGGGUUUAACUUACCUCCCUUUCUUUUGUCCGCUAAAUUACUUAUUUAUAAAAUUUUCUUGCUCGUAAUUCUGUCAAUCAAAAGAUGAGCACCGAGUACGGUUAAGUGAUC